AUGUACCAGGACUAUCCCGGGAACUUUGAUACCUCCUCCAGGGGCAGCAGCGGCUCUCCAGGCCACCCAGAGACUUACUCCAGCGGCACAGCACAACAGAAAUUCCGGAUAGAUAUGCCAGGAUCAGGCAGUGCUUUUAUCCCCACCAUUAAUGCCAUAACGACCAGCCAAGACCUGCAGUGGAUGGUCCAGCCCACCGUGAUCACCUCCAUGUCGAGUCCCUACUCUCGCUCACAUCCCUACAGCCAUCCUCUGCCCAGCCUGUCUUCAGUUGGUGGACAUACAGCCCUUCAGAGACCUGGUGUCAUUAAAACUAUUGGGACCACAGUGGGCAGGAGGAGAAGAGAUGAGCAGCUGUCACCUGAGGAAGAGGAGAAGCGAAGGAUCCGGAGAGAGAGGAACAAGCUGGCAGCUGCUAAGUGUCGUAACAGGCGUCGAGAGCUAACAGAGAAACUCCAGGCGGAAACGGAGGAGCUGGAGGAAGAGAAAUCGGUGCUGCAGAAGGAGAUCGCUGAACUCCAGAAAGAGAAGGAUAAGCUGGAGUUCAUGCUGGUGGCUCAUGGCCCUGUGUGCAAAAUCAGCCCCGAGGAGCGUCGCACCCCACCAUCUCACAGCCUCCAGACAGUCCGGACUGGAGUGAGUGGAGCAGUGGUGGUGAAGCAGGAGCCGGUGGAAGAAGAGAUCCCAUCCUCCUCUUUGGGCCUUGACAAAGCUCAGAGAUCUGUCAUUAAGCCCAUCAGCAUUGCAGGGGGGUUUUAUGGGGAAGAGCCACUCAACACUCCCAUUGUGGUGACCUCGACGCCCGCCAUCACCCCUGGCACCUCCAACCUGGUCUUCACGUACCCCAGCGUGCUGGAUCAGGAGUCUCCUCUCUCCCCUUCGGAGUCGUGCUCCAAAGCUCACCGGAGAAGUAGCAGCAGCGGUGACCAGUCCUCAGAUUCCUUGAACUCUCCAACUCUGUUGGCAUUGUAA
Emys orbicularis (European pond turtle) is the source of this 972-nucleotide messenger RNA. It is a transcript of the gene FOSL2, whose product is annotated as FOS like 2, AP-1 transcription factor subunit. The transcript is spliced from 4 exons. The record is from RefSeq and is a predicted model, not a curated record. Gene Ontology annotation, cellular component: nucleus. Gene Ontology annotation, biological process: regulation of transcription by RNA polymerase II. NCBI's taxonomy places the organism in Eukaryota, Metazoa, Chordata, Testudines, Emydidae. Gene Ontology annotation, molecular function: DNA-binding transcription factor activity, RNA polymerase II-specific; RNA polymerase II cis-regulatory region sequence-specific DNA binding. Bases 1 to 972 code for a protein of 323 amino acids.